CAGCACGACUUGGCGCUCGCUCGGCGUUAAUAAUGGAAAACAGAAAAGAUAUGGUGAUGUUCGUGGAGGGAGGUCAACUUGGCACGCUGGCUGGCAAGAUGGGCUCCAAUUUGUCAGAAGCAGUAGGAAGCCCGGCUCAAGAAGCGCAGGAGAAGGUGCUCCUCCACAGGAACUGCAUGAGCCCCAGGUCGAUGCCUGCUUCAUCACGAAAACGAGCGCACGAGGAGGUGGAGGAUAUACGGAGCGAUAUAAGGCCGGGUGGAGUCGCCUCUUCGUCGGGGAAAGCUCAGUCGGAACUCACGAACAAAGAGCACAGCGGCUCCGACACCGAGUCCGACUUUUAUGAAGAAAUUGAUGUGAGCUGCACGCCCGAAAGCAUGGACUACCCCAACGGCAAAGGUGGUUCCAGCGACUCUCCCAGGCAAAGCAGCGACUCUAGCGCUGACCCUGGGAAGGUGAACUCUGGCCAGACCUCCCUGUCCUACGGCGCAGAUCAGAUGCGCCGGUACCGCACAGCCUUCACGCGGGAGCAGAUCGCAAGGCUGGAGAAGGAGUUCUACCGAGAGAAUUACGUCUCAAGACCCAGGAGAUGCGAACUGGCCGCAGCGCUAAAUUUACCCGAAACAACCAUAAAGGUGUGGUUCCAGAACAGGCGCAUGAAAGACAAGAGGCAGCGACUUGCCAUGACCUGGCCUCACCCUGCAGACCCUGCAUUCUACUCUUACAUGAUGAGCCAUGCUGCGGCCACCGGGAACCUGCCUUACCCGUUCCCGUCCCACCUGCCCCUGCCCUAUUACUCUCACCUUGGCGUGGGGGGCAGCUCGGCCUCUGUUGCCCCUUUCAGUAGCCCUCUGAGGCCCCUUGACACUUUCCGGGUCCUGUCUCAUUCGUACCCCCGACCGGAGCUGCUCUGUGCCUUCAGGCACCCCUCCCUGUACCCCACCCCGGGGCAUGGACUUAGCGCGGGGGGAAGCCCUUGCUCUUGCCUUGCCUGUCACACCAGUCAGCCAAACAGCCUGUCUCAGAGACCCUCUGGUUCGGACUUCACCUGUUCGGGCACCAGCAGAACUGAUGCCUUCCUGACCUUCACACCCUCCGUGCUGAGCAAGUCCUCCACAGUCUCCCUGGACCAGAGAGAGGAAGUACCUCUGACCAGAUAAAAAUGUGGGCCCCUGUUUGGGUCCAGACUUGGGGGAGUUCUCAAAAAGCGUUAACGAAUACUGGACUGAAAGCAUGAGCGAAAUGCUAACGUAGAAAAUCUCAAUGACACACCAGCUACACAAAGGAAAAGGAAGGAGCUCUCCUGCUUGUAAGCCACGAGCCACAUUAGAGACGGAAUAUCAAAGCUAUUUAUUAAAAUAUUUCAGUUACACCAGACCAUAAGGUUAUAUUAAAAUUUGUCAUGAGACGGAAGUACUGUAGAUUUACAAAUCGACAAAAUCGUAUAUCGAUUGAUUUCAUUGGGAGAAAAAUAUAGCAAAUGGAUAUGG
Molecule: messenger RNA, 1490 nt
Organism: Scleropages formosus (Asian bonytongue)
Lineage: Eukaryota; Metazoa; Chordata; Actinopteri; Osteoglossiformes; Osteoglossidae
Gene: evx1
Product: even-skipped homeobox 1
Exons: 3
Coding region: 33-1160 (375 amino acids)
Biological process (GO): regulation of transcription by RNA polymerase II
Cellular component (GO): nucleus
Molecular function (GO): RNA polymerase II cis-regulatory region sequence-specific DNA binding; DNA-binding transcription factor activity, RNA polymerase II-specific
Source: RefSeq, a predicted model, not a curated record